Polypterus senegalus (gray bichir) is the source of this 1517-nucleotide messenger RNA. RefSeq names its product gem (nuclear organelle) associated protein 8 (gene gemin8). Gene Ontology annotation, cellular component: SMN complex. NCBI's taxonomy places the organism in Eukaryota, Metazoa, Chordata, Cladistia, Polypteriformes, Polypteridae. The record is from RefSeq and is a predicted model, not a curated record. The transcript is spliced from 6 exons. Gene Ontology annotation, biological process: spliceosomal snRNP assembly. The coding region runs from base 300 to 1079 and encodes 259 amino acids.
GGACGGAAUUUUGUGUUGUGUUAGAUUGUGACGUAGGAGUGCUCGUUCUUUAUACAUGUGCUAAGUGGUACAUUAAUGGACCUGGUGUAGUUAAACCAGAAGAGACGGAGGCGUUGACGGAGUUUUUGUUUCCCUCCGACCAUGUUUGAAAAGAACACCGCGAGUUAAACAGGGACGAAUUUAAGCUGAUGUGCAGUCUGGUGGAGUUUGAGCUGACUGUCGGCGAGAAUCUUCGCUUUUAUUAAACGAUCUGAUCAUUUGUUUGACGUCACCAGUGUUAUCAGAAGUGCUACAGUUUUAUGUUUUUGGGUCUUCUAGAAGAUAUUUUUAAUUGGAUAUUUUCAGAGAGUAAGAAGUGGAGACAAAAGAGUACGAGAGGAAGUAAAAUGAAUGAAGAUGCUAAUGGAGAUAAGGCUUGGUAUAUGCACCAAGCUUAUUCUCGAUACUGGCGACAUUAUCACCAAGCAAUGUUAUGGCAAAAAAGGCAUAAACAGGCUUAUAGCAAAGCAGUUCAGAGCAUUGGCUGUUUUCCCUUUAGUUCAUCAACAGUGAACACUCAUCGCUAUUCUGACUGGAAUGAGGACGACUAUUAUGCUUAUUCUGAUUACUGCUUUGGCUCUGGCAAAGAAAAAAAUUGGACCUAUCAUUCAAAAUUUAGGAAAGGGGAAGAUGACAGAGCGCUGGAUAUAGAAGACCAUGAAUCAGAAACUGAUGAAGAGUCAGAAACUGACAGCGAAAUUGAGUGUGAUGUCACCAACAUGGAAAUAACGGAAGAACUACGCCAAUAUUUUGCCCAAACAGAGAAACACAGAAAAGAACUUAAAGAACAGCAGCAGCUGGAAGCAGAGCAGCACAGCUCAUACAUGCCGGCAGACCAUGGUCUGCAUUCCAUAUCUGGUCGAAGUGCAAAACCACCUCUGGAAAAACCUGGCGAGAGACGGGUAGCGGAAAUGAAGAAACUUUAUGGGGAAGACGCUGCCAAAAUCCAGGGCAUGGAAACGGCCAUGCAGCUCACCUUUGACAGGAACUGUGACAAGAAACAGCCAAAAUACUGGCCAGUGAUCCCACUUAAACUGUAAAAGUGAGUUUGUGGGCUUGGUAAAUGAAACUUUUUUUUUUUUUUAUAAACAUUGUUUUUCUUUCCUGCUUCAUUUUUCCCCCAACAUUCAUCUUGACAUGCUAAGUUGGAUUAGUUACUUUAGUGGUUGCCCAGUGUUUUUAUGGGAUAUCAUGUUAGCAGUCGUAUACCCACAAUUCAUAGUUUAGCUUCGGUGCAUUGGUAUUAUAGCUGAUCAUAAAUUUCUUAUGGUACUUUAGUUAUUGUUCUGGCAGAAUUGAAGUCUGUAACCUGUAAGUCUAUUAAAACAUAUGUAAGCAUUUUCAAUUGGCUUCUUUUAAUAUGCAUUUAAAUUUACUACCAGUUGUGAUGGUCAUUUGGAUGCCAUUUUGAUUUCUUUGGCAUGAUAUAUUGUCACCAAGCCAAGUGGUUAUCGAUUCAAAUAAAAGUGUAAAAUCAA